Molecule: messenger RNA, 3473 nt
Organism: Erythranthe guttata (spotted monkey flower)
Lineage: Eukaryota; Viridiplantae; Streptophyta; Magnoliopsida; Lamiales; Phrymaceae
Product: Leucine-rich receptor-like protein kinase family protein
Biological process (GO): protein phosphorylation
Molecular function (GO): protein kinase activity; ATP binding; protein binding
Source: RefSeq, a predicted model, not a curated record
UCCUCUUUUUUCUCCAUUUCCUUUCCCGGUAACAAAUUCAACCAAAUUUCGAAAAUUAUAACCUUCUCUCUCUCUCUCUCUCUCUCUCUCUCUCUUUCUUUCUCUCUCUACAUUGUAUGUAGUCUAUCUCUUUCUCUCUCUUCCCUGAGAAGAUUUAUUUUCAGCCAUUUCUGAGCAAAUUAAUAUCCAACACUCACCAGAGCUCAAGAUCUCACCAUUAAUUACAUCAUUGUACCUGAAAAUGGAUAUCUGAAAAAAAAAAUCACUGCCUGUAUUUUUUUUCCAUGAAAAUGAGGUUCGCUACAGUACUGGUGACGUCAAUACUUUCAUUUCUGUCAAUCAUCACAUUUCCCGCCGGAGGAGCAACAACAACUCUCCAGCUAAACGACGACGUUUUGGGGCUCAUCGUCUUCAAAUCAGGUUUCCACAGCGACCCGCUCAAAUCCCUAGAUUCAUGGAACGAAGACGACGAUUCCCCCUGUGCAUGGAGGUUCGUCAAAUGCAACGCCGGAAACUCUCGAGUUUCUGAGGUCUCACUCGACGGAUUAUCCCUCUCCGGAAAAAUCGGGAGAGGACUGGAGAAGUUGCAGUCGCUGAAGGUACUUUCUCUCUCUAACAACAACCUCACCGGCGCCGUGAACCCCGGGCUGGCUCUUAUACCCAACCUCGAACGCCUCAAUCUCAGCCGGAAUUCUCUCUCCGGCGACGUUCCGUCGUCGUUCUCCGACGCUUCCUCGCUCCAGUUUCUCGAUUUGUCGCAGAAUUUGCUUUCGGGGCCUCUGCCUGACAACAUUUUCCAAAACUGCUCUUCCCUCCGGUACGUUUCUCUCUCUGGAAACCUUCUAGAAGGCCCCAUUCCCAGCACUCUUUCCAGAUGCACAACAUUAAAUCACAUCGACCUCUCCGGCAACCGCUUCUCCGGCGACCCUGGUUUCUCCGGCGGAUUCUGGUCUCUGACGAGGCUCCGCACGCUGGAUCUCUCGAACAACGCCUUCUCCGGUUCAGUCCCGAUCGGAAUGUCCGCCGUGCACAACCUGAAAGAGCUUCUAUUGAACCGGAAUCAGUUCUCCGGUUCAGUACCACCCGACAUCGGCCUGUGCCCACACCUGAGCAGAAUAGAUUUCAGCAACAAUUUAUUCACCGGAACAAUUCCGGCGUCUCUGCAAAAGCUAAACUCACUCAAUUUCCUGAAUCUAUCCUUCAACUUCCUCACCGGAGAUUUCCCCCAAUGGAUCGGUUCCCAAACCACCACCGCCGCCGCCUUCGAAUACAUCGAUUUCUCAAACAACGCCCUAACCGGAACCCUUCCCGCAACAAUCGGAGAUUUAAAAUCCUUAAAAUUCCUCAGCCUAUCGGAAAAUAAACUGAGUGGUCCCCUCCCCAACUCACUGAGCGGCCUCGCCAGUUUAUCCGUUAUCCGAUUGAAAGGAAACGCCUUCAACGGCACAAUUCCCAACGGAUUAUUCGACAUGAAAUUGGACGAAAUUGACCUUUCGAGAAACAAUCUAGCGGGGCCCAUCCCACCGGCGUCCAGCAAGCUUUUCGAAACCCUCCAAGUUUUGGAUCUAUCGGAGAACAAUCUCGCCGGAGAUAUCCCGGCGGAAAUGGGGCUUUUCGGUAAAUUGACGUACCUGAAUCUAUCGUGGAACCAAUUGGAAUCGAGAUUGCCACCGGAGAUCGGUUACUUCCAGAAUCUCACAGUCCUUGAUCUUCGAAGCAGCGGUUUGAUUGGCUCGAUUCCAGGUGAUAUAUGUGACUCUAGCAGCUUGGCUAUUCUUCAACUUGAUGGAAACUCACUGACAGGUCAAAUUCCUUAUGAAAUUGGCAACUGCUCAUCUCUCUACUUACUGAGCUUAUCACACAACAAUUUGAGUGGCACAAUACCAGAAUCAAUGUCACUGUUGACCAAGCUCAAGAUUCUGAAGCUGGAGGUCAACCAGUUGACCGGCGAAAUACCUCAGCAGCUCGGGAAACUCGAGAAUCUGCUCAUAGCCAAUGUCUCCUACAACCGCCUCGUCGGCCGGUUGCCCGCCGGAGGAAUUUUCCAAACACUAGACUCGAGCGCCAUCGAGGGCAAUCUUGGUAUUUGCUCCCCGUUACUGACGGGCCCGUGCAAGCUCAACGUACCCAAGCCGUUGGUCCUCGAUCCCUAUGCAUACGGCAAUCAAAACGGGGCCCACGAUCGAGCCAGAGAGCGUUCGACAAACUUCAGGCACCAUAGAUUCUUAAGUGUCUCCUCCAUUGUUGCAAUAUCUGCAGCAGCUGUGAUAGCUGCCGGAGUGAUGGUGAUAACCUUGCUCAACGCUUCGGCACGGAGGAGGAUGGCUUUUGUCGAUAACGCCCUCGAGAGCAUGUGCUCCAGCUCGACGAGAUCCGGAAACUUAACCGCCGGAAAACUCAUUCUCUUCGACUCAAAAUCUUCGUUGGAUUGGCUAAGUACGAAUCUCGAUAAUGUCCUUAAUAAAGCUGCUGAAAUCGGCGAAGGUGUUUUCGGAACUGUUUAUAGAGCUGGACAAGGACAAGCAAUGGUGGCAAUCAAGAAACUAGUUACAUCCAAUACACUUCAGUACCAAGAAGAAUUCGACCGUGAAAUUCGAAUACUCGCGAAAGCGAGGCACCCGAAUUUGAUCCCAUUAAGAGGAUACUAUUGGACACCUCAACUCCAGCUUCUCGUAUCGGAUUAUGCGGUGCAAGGAAGCUUACAAGCGAAGCUACACGAGCAUUCGCCUUCUUCGAUGCCUCUAACUUGGCCUGACAGGUUCAAGAUUGUGCUAGGCACAGCAAAGGGUCUCUCCCACUUGCACCACUCAUUCCGCCCGCCAAUCGUCCACUACAAUGUCAAGCCGAGCAAUAUCCUCCUCGACGAGAAUUUAAACCCAAAGAUAUCGGAUUUCGGGCUUGCGAGAAUCCUGACGAAGCUCGAUAAGCAUGUAAUGAGUAGUAGGUUUCAGAGCGCGCCAGGGUACGUGGCACCGGAGCUUGCUUGCCAGAGCUUGAGAGUGAACGAGAAAUGCGAUGUGUACGGUUUCGGUGUGUUGGUUCUUGAAUUGGUGACGGGGAGGAGGCCGGUCGAGUACGGGGAGGACAAUGUCGUAAUAUUGAGCGAUCAUGUGAGGGUAAUGUUGGAAAGAGGGAAUGUGUUGGAUUGCGUGGAUUUGGAGAUGGGGGAGUACCCGGAGGAGGAGGUUUUGCCGGUCGUUAAGCUGGCGUUGGUGUGCACUUCUCAGAUACCUUCGAGCAGGCCUUCUAUGGCGGAGGUGGUGCAGAUUUUGGAGGUUAUCAAGACUCCUCUUCCAAAUAGAAUGUGAGUUUUUUCUUUUUUCUUUUCUUUUUUUUUUUUGAAAUUAAUUGUUAGAUCAUGGAAUUCUUAAUCUUUUAUGUGUUUUUUGCCACUAUCUUGUUCAUGGAAAAAGUUGUACUAUCACUUGUUCUUGUUAUUAAGAUUAUCUAUUAACGCUACAGUAGCAACUGAA